CGUUAGCACAUUCAACUACUCACAGGUGUGACAGCACAACACACAGCACCUGCCUGCUACCUGCCCAGGCUAGCUGAGGGCUGCUCUGUGUUGGCUUUAGCACUUUUAAUCCCAAUCACUCCAAAUGAUUUGCGAUUGAAUCCAAAAGUUAGAGGAUAUUCACACUUUGACUUUUGCCUCAUUCUAUCAUAAUACAGAAAACAUCAUAUUUGUUUAGGAAUAUAGAUGUUCUAUAUGAUCAGGAACUUAUUUGGACCUAUUGAGAACAAAAAAUGAACAAAUGAACCCAAAGUGUGUCUUGUAUGAGAAGCAUGCUCUCGGUGAACAUCCUGGAGAGUCCAGGAUAACUGCUGAGCCUGGCUGAACCUGCCCACCUCUCCUCCUAUUCCCCUAUUCCCUCGACCUUAACACUCUGGGAAGAUGGUGCCUCACCCAGGGAAUGGGUAUUUAAGCAGAGCGAGGGGAGAGAGCGGACCAGACCAGCCUCAGUGGAUCAUGGUGGUGUGGGGCUCCGGCUGGCUGGGUCCUUCCAGACCCCGGCGCUGCGUCCGUCACACGCUCAGCCUGCUGCUCCUCGCCCUGGCCGCCGCCGCCGCCACCGCCGCCGCCGCGCUCCCGCUCUGCAGCGGGAGCAGCCCUGGGAACGCCAUCGGCUCUGGGGCCGCCAUCGUCUCUGGGAACGGGAGCGGCUCUGGGGGCAGGAGCGGCUCUGGGAGCGGGAGCGGCUCUGGGAGCGGGAGCGGCUCUGGGAGCGGGAGCGGUUCCCGCCGGCUGCUCAUCGGGUUCCAGGCGCCCUGGAACGUGUCGUUCCCGUUCAGCGCGCUGCGUCUGGGCGCGGCGCUACAGAUGGCGGUGGAGAAGGUGAACGCCAACCCCUCGUUCCUGGGGAACUACAGCCUGGACCUGGUGGUCAGCGACUCGGACUGCGACCCCAAGGCCUCCCUGUCGGGGUUCAUCCACCAGGUGUGGCGGCAGAACGUCACAGCGCUGUUCGGCCCCGCCUGCCCCGAGGCCGCAGAGGUCACCGGCCUCAUCGCCUCCACCUGGAACAUCCCCAUGUUCGGCUACGUGGGCCAGACGUCCAAGAUGGACGACAGCCAGAUCUACGACUCCUACAUCAAGAUCAUCCCUCCUCUAAAACGGAGCGCCGAGGUGCUGGUGAAGACCCUGCACUUCUUCGGCUGGAAACACGUGGCCAUGAUCGGGGGGGGGCUGGAGUCCAACACCUGGGACCGCGUGGACGCCCUGUGGAAGACGGUGGAGGACCCCCUGAGGGCGGGCUUCACGCUCACCGCCUGCCUCAAGUUCGACAGCACACAGCCCCUACUGGUCCGCAGGAACGUCCAGCUGGUCUCCAGCGCCGCCAGGGUGAUCGUGGUGCUGGCCAACAGCCAGGACUCGCUCUCCAUCCUGCUGGAGGCGGGCCAGCAGGGCCUGAUGAACGGGGAGUAUGUGUUCUUCCUGCUUCAGCACUUUGAGGUCAGUGGCAGUGUGGACAACAUCUGGAGCGUGGCUCUGGGCAGCCAGAGCAGCCAGGCGGCCAUCAGGGCCUUCAGCAUGACCUUCGUCAUCGGCCAGAAGUCGUACAGCGGCCACGAGUACCACGACUUCUUUCAGCGGGUCCAUCGGCGGCUGAAGGAGCCUCCGUUCCUCAGCAACCUGAGCUCGGAGAGAGAUGUCAGUCCGUACGCCGCCUACCUGCACGACGCUGUUCUCCUCUACGCCCUGGGCCUCAAAGAGGUCCUCAGGGACGGGGAGAACCCUCACGACGGGCGACAGCUUCUCAAGAGAUUGAAGAAUAAAAACGGCAUCCGAUUCUAUGGAGCAUCUGGACUAGUCCACUUUGACGAGCAGGGAGAGAGGAACUUGGACUAUUCUAUAUACGAUCUACAGCACACUGACGACAGCUCUCUGUUUGUGCCCGUCCUCAAUUAUGACAGCAUCACCAAAGCUAUACAACCCACGGACCAGUACGACCAUGUGGUGUGGCCCGGAGGUACGACGCCCUCUGAUAACCCUGAGUGCGGCUUCAACAACGAGCUCUGUGAAUGGCUCGUCAACGAUGUUGCGCUGCUUGCUCUUCUGGUGACCUUUCCGGUGGUCGGCAUGGUGACGGUGCUGUGCGUGGGCAUGCUGCUUCUUCAGAAGCUGCGUCUGCAGACCCGUCUGGACGACAACCGCUGGUGGCUGAUCAAGUACAGCGACAUCGUGAUCAUCAAGGAGGCCAAAGGUCUUCAGGGCAUGUCUCUGAGCACCACGAUCAGUAAGGCCAGCAGCGGGUCCCAGUCCGGCGUCUCCUCCAACAGCUACGGCUUGAAGGACAAGCACGGCCAGGACCAGGUGUACAGCACCAUCGGACUCUACCAGAGGACAAGUACAGACACAGUAGAACAGAGGCAGGCUCAGAACUUAACUAACCGAGAGAUUGGUGUGUGGCAGGGAAACCAAGUGUCCAUCAAAUACAUGAAGAACCAGAUGCCCCCGGACGUCCACAAGCCCUCCAUCAUCAACGAGGUCAACGUGAUGAAGGAGCUGAAGCACGAGAACCUGGUGCAGUUCUUCGGCGUCUGCACCGAGCCGCCCAACGUCUGCAUUGUGAUGCAGUACUGCAGGAAAGGAAGCCUCAGGGAUGUGUUGAAGGAUUCAGACGUUGAGCUGGACCCCAUGUUUAAACUCUCAUUCGCCUACGACAUCGUGAACGGGAUGGAGUUCCUUCACAAGAGCAGCCUGAAGUCCCACGGGAACCUGAAGCCCAGCACCUGCCUGGUGGACAGCCGGCUGCAGAUCAAGCUCUCGGGCUUCGGACUCUGGGAGCUCAAACACGGCAGCAAGAGGAGAACCGUAGCUCUGGACAGUCCCCGCUACGAGGAUCUCUUCUGGAUCGCCCCGGAGCUCCUGAGGCUGGACUGCCUGCCCUUCAACGGGACGCCCAAGGGCGACGUCUUCAGCUUCGCCAUCAUCAUGAGGGAACUGGUGCUGAGCACUGAGACCGGACCGUACCACGACCUCAGCCUGCCGCCCAGAGAGAUCAUCAAGCAGCUGCGGAGCCCCCUGGCGGGGGGGCCCCUGCGCCCCUCCCUGUCCGGCCAGCCGGGGGACGAGCACCUCAACGCCCUGCUGAGGGCCUGCUGGAGCGAGAACCCCGACCAGCGCCCCCCCUUCGGCUCCAUCCGCCGCCGGCUGAAGGAGACCAGCCCUGAUAGCCAUGCGAACAUCCUGGACAACAUGGUGGAGAAGUUGGAGAAAUACGCCAACCACCUUGAGGAAGUGGUGGAAGAAAGAACCAAUCAGCUAAUAGCGGAGAAGAGCCGCGCAGACAAGCUUCUGUCCAGCAUGUUGCCACGGCUGAUCGCGGACCAGCUGAUGUCGGGGCGCUGUGUGGAGCCCCAGGGCUUCGACAUGGUGACGGUGUUCUUCUCGGACAUCGUGGGCUUCACCUCCAUGUGCUCCGUCAGCUCGGCCAUGGAGGUGGUGUCCCUGCUGAACGACCUCUACAGCCUCUUCGACGACAUCAUCAAGAUGUACGACGUCUACAAGGUGGAGACCAUCGGUGAUGCAUACAUGGUGGCCAGCGGUCUGCCCAUCAGCAACGGGAACCUGCACGCCGUGGAGAUCUCCACCAUGGCCCUCCACUUCCUGUCUGCCAUCAAGGUGUUCCGGAUCCGCCACAUGCCGAGCGAGCGGCUGGCGCUCCGCAUCGGGAUACAUUCAGGGCCGGUGGUGGCGGGCGUCGUCGGCUCCACCAUGCCGCGGUACUGUCUGUUCGGAGACACUGUCAACACGGCCUCGCGCAUGGAGAGCAACAGCGCAUCUUUAAAGAUCCACAUCUCUCAGACCACGGCUGAUAUCCUGAACCAGAUGGGAACCUUCGUUCUAGAGGAGAGAGGAGAGAUCGAGAUAAAGGGCAAAGGGACUCAGAAGACGUAUUGGCUGCUCAGCAAACAGGGGUUCAACCCCCACUUGGGCGGAGUCCCGACCGUGUCCGGCGGCUACAAUCCACUGGAUCAGAGCAAAAAGUGCCCGAGAGAUUCAGAGCGACAUAAGCAGAAGACAACGAACAAAACUCACACCACUGACGGGGAAAUGACUGCCGUUUUCAUUUGAAGGAACACUAGACACGAUAACGGAGUCCCUCCAGCUGAAAUCCGUACAUCAGACCGAACAGACCGGCCAGCACCACCGACACCAGACCGACGGAGGCCUCUGCAUGGGGAACACAAGCUCACAUUACCCCCAUCGCAUCAUGUUGAUAUGUUUACACAAACGCUCUGUAAGAAGGAAUAUAAAAAUGAAUUCUAUUCAAUGUCAUGAGCCAACAUUGACAUAUUGCUUGAUUGGUUCACCUGUUGUGGGGGCCUUGCUGGCGGUCCGGGGGGCUGUGGGGAAGACCGGAGUGUGAGAGGACAUUCAUACUGAUAUCUCCGUGAGGAGGUGAUGGAGCGUUCCAGGGACACAGUGUGAGUACCUCUUAUCUGGAACUCUGUGCUAAGAACCCCCCCACUGGGUUCCGCCUCCGAUCGCAGGGUUCUGGAUGAGCAGGGACUCUGGAAAACAGGAGAAAGACAUCCCGUUGUACAGGAACGUCAGAACGUUCAAAUCAAGCCUGGAUGUAAACUAUAGCAGGGUUAGGUUAGGGGUAUGGCUAUCCUAGUGUUAGUCUUUCAAUAUAAUAUUAACACUUAAUUCAGGAUUAGAGAGGCUAAUCUAAACAUCGGCAGAUUUAUUUUUCCGUAGAAAGUCUAUUUUUUAAUCCUUCCAAGUCUAUAUGGGUGUAUACUCUAUAAGGCUAUGCAUGUCUAUAGGUCUCUAUGCAUGUAUAGCCUACUCUAUAGGUCUCUAUGCAUGUAUACUCUAUAGGUCUCUAUGCAUGUAUACUCGAUAAGGCUAUAUGUAUUUAUACUCGAUAAGGCGAUAUGUAUUUAUACUCGAUAAGGCGAUAUGUAUUUAUACUCGAUAAGGCUAUAUGUAUUUAUACUCGAUAAGGCUAUAUGUAUUUAUACUCGAUAAGGCUAUAUGUAUUUUUCGAUAAGGCUAUAUGCGUUUAGUGUAUGCAACACGUGAACCUCCUAAGAUGGCGCAAUAUAUAAUAAAAUAAAUCAAUUCGAUUGGUUCGCUAUCUCGGGAUAUUGGGCAAUAUCCCGAGAUUGAGAUCUCAAAAUCGGGAUAUUGUUUUCAGCACGAGUGACGGUCGUCUCGUCACGCUAAUAAAAACAAAUAAAUCCCUUAAAAAGUG
This is a messenger RNA of Gadus macrocephalus (Pacific cod), 5233 nucleotides long. It is a transcript of the gene gucy2g, whose product is annotated as guanylate cyclase 2g. Gene Ontology annotation, biological process: receptor guanylyl cyclase signaling pathway; protein phosphorylation; intracellular signal transduction. The record is from RefSeq and is a predicted model, not a curated record. Lineage: Eukaryota; Metazoa; Chordata; Actinopteri; Gadiformes; Gadidae. Gene Ontology annotation, cellular component: membrane. Gene Ontology annotation, molecular function: guanylate cyclase activity; ATP binding; peptide receptor activity. The transcript has 23 exons. The coding region runs from base 421 to 4104 and encodes 1227 amino acids.